Orycteropus afer afer is the source of this 1536-nucleotide messenger RNA. NCBI's taxonomy places the organism in Eukaryota, Metazoa, Chordata, Mammalia, Tubulidentata, Orycteropodidae. The record is from RefSeq and is a predicted model, not a curated record.
GCCACUUCCGGGUCCUGCGUCGUUCCGGCAACCUUCGAGUUCCGGAAGCCUGGGUGUCCCUGGUUCUGCUAGGAAAGCAAAGUUUUCCAGAGAAUGAUUCAGAAAAAAUUACGUGGACCGUGGGCGUUUCGCACACUCCUAAGAAACCUUCAAAGAAGAUAUGAUGGCUUCCAGAGAAGCGAGUACAGAAAAUACACACAGAGUGCUAAGAGUAAGUCAGCUGGAUGCGCUUGAACUGAAUAAGGCCCUGGAGCAACUAGUUUGGUCCCAGUUUACUCAGUGCUUUCAUGGAUUUAAGCCAGGGCUGUUAGCCCGCUUUGAACCAGAGGUAAAAGCAUUCUUGUGGGUUUUCUUGUGGAGAUUCACUGUCUACUCCAAAAAUGCCACUGUGGGGCAGUCAGUUUUGAAUAUUCAGUACAAAAAUGAUUUUUCCCCAAACCUGAGAUAUCAACCACCCAGUAAAAAUCAAAAGCUCUGGUAUGCUAUUUGUACAAUUGGUGGGAAGUGGUUAGAAGAACGAUGCUAUGAUUUGUUUCGAAACCAUCAUUUAACAUCAUUCUGGAAAGUCAAGCAGUGUGUGAAUAUUGUAGUUGGACUUUUGAAAUUGGGUGAGUUGAUUAAUUUCUUGAUUUUCCUUCAAAGAGGGAAGUUUGCAACUCUGACAGAACGUCUGCUAGGCAUUCAUUCAGUGUUUUGCAAACCCCAAAAUGUGCGUGAAGUUGGCUUUGAGUAUAUGAAUCGGGAACUUCUCUGGCAUGGUUUUGCUGAGUUUCUGAUUUUUCUCUUACCACUUAUUAAUAUCCAGAAAUUGAAAGCCAAGUUAUCUUCAUGGUGUAUCCCUCUUACUGGUCCUCCUACUAAUGAUAAUACCUUAGCCACCAGUGGAAAAGAAUGUUCUUUAUGUGGAGAGUGGCCUAUCAUGCCUCAUACCAUAGGGUGUGAGCAUACCUUCUGUUAUUACUGUAUUAAGAGUAGCUUCUUAUUUGACAUGUACUUUACUUGUCCUAAGUGUGGCACAGAGGUACAUAGUCUGCAGCCUCUGAAAUCAGGAAUUGAGAUGUCAGAAGUGAAUGCUCUUUAGAAACUAAAAUUGUUUACUCUGAGGAAAACUGUGCUAUGUUUAUCCUUCAUAUUAGUCAUCCUAAGUAUAUUAUUUAGAUGUCUUUUAUGAGGGUGUGUGCAUCUCAGCCAUUGUGUUCUGUUCCUUUCCAGGCAUGACUAAAUGCUAAUCCCUGGAAACCACAUGAUUCUAAAUAUAUUAUGUGAAUGUUAAUGUACUAUUUUUUUUAAAAAAAUGAUUGCAUUUGUAAUAUACAGUUUCAAGAAUAAUUGAUAGUUUUUGUCAGAUGACUACUAAGAAUGCUCCUUCAUUUUACUACUUCCUGGAAAAAGGUUGAACUCUAAAAAUAAAACAUUUUGAAGACUCUGGGAUGAAUGUGCAUUUGUUUUCAGAGAUGACAUUAUAAUAUCAUAAUCUGAAAAUGUUACAAUUCUGUUGCUUUAAAUCUUAAGAUCUGAUGCCCCAGUUGUAAAUUU